Messenger RNA from Durotheca rogersii, 2255 nucleotides. RefSeq names its product BAR-domain-containing protein. The transcript has 4 exons. The record is from RefSeq and is a predicted model, not a curated record. NCBI's taxonomy places the organism in Eukaryota, Fungi, Ascomycota, Sordariomycetes, Xylariales, Xylariaceae. The coding region runs from base 229 to 1560 and encodes 443 amino acids. Gene Ontology annotation, molecular function: protein binding. Gene Ontology annotation, cellular component: cytoplasm.
CCGACCCUGGAGCUCCUAGGGUAUCCCCAACAACCCUCCUUGUCGUGAUCUGUGGCAAAUUGUCGAUACUACCUCAGGACAAGACCUACUUUUCGGCAGGUCUUCACUUCCGGGUUUCUCUUUUUGCCGCCCGAAUCCCCUUCCAGAUAUUUACGCCCUCCUUGCGGUGUCGCGAGACCUAUUCAGACUGUCAGUUGACGUGAGAACUCUGCCGGAAACGACGUCAACAUGAACUUCACUAAGAAAAUUGACCGUGCUUUCCAAUGGGCUGGGGAGAAGAUGGGCCAGGAGGCCAAAACGAGCCAUUCUGAUGAGUUCAGGAAUUUGGAAAAUGAGAUGGCCCUACGGCACGAGGGCUAUGAACGCCUCCAAAAGUCCAUGAACGCGUAUGUUAAGUCGCUCUCCCGCCGAGGCGAGUCCUUCGAAGACAAGGAAAAGGGUUUGCCUAUCAGCUACCUAGGCCGAACAAUGAUGAGCCAUGGCGAGGACUUCGAGCCAGAUUCCGAGUUCGGAAAUUGCCUGAUUGCCAUGGGGAGAGCAAAUGAACGCAUCGCGGGCAUUCAGGAGACUUACGUUGCCCACUCCACGUCUUACUGGCUGGAAGGGUUGGAGCGGUCGUUGGCAAUGAUGAAAGAGUACCAGUCCGCCCGCAAGAAGCUCGAGAGUCGACGUCUCGCGUACGAUGCCAGCAUGGCCAAGAUGCAAAAGAACAAACGAGAGGAUUUCCGACUCGAGGACGAGCUCCGAACAGCAAAAGCGAAGUACGAAGAGUCAUCCGAGGACGUCCUCCGCCGUAUGCAGGAUAUAAAAGAAGCAGAAGCGGACUCUGUUCGUGAUCUUACGAGCUUUCUCGAAUGCGAGCUCGACUAUUACGAGCGUUGUGCUGAGGAACUUCGCCGAGUGAGGCAGGAGUGGGCAGCUGGCCAAGCAACGGCCCCAGGCGGACCUCGCCCAUCGGAGCUCAGCGUCUCGCGACGCACCGCAACACGAAGCAGGAGUAACACGGCCCAAUCUGCGACCGGACAUAAUGACCGUACCGAGCGACGGGCGAGUAGACGCGACAGCCGCGAGCGAGAAGAGCCGGCCCCGGAGCCGGUGCGCAUGCCGAUUCGCUCAAGCAGGGCAGUAACCCCCGAAGCGUCCCGGCCCGGUAUCAGUCGCACCUCUACCUACAGCGGGACUUUCGACAGGUCUUCGAGCCAAUCUUCAUACCGCGAACCUCCUCUACCGCCCCCGGAGGGCCUGCGUAAGACUCCUACGGCGCCGCCACCUGAUGUCGUGACGCUGCGGAACAAUCUGCGCCCGGUGAAUAGGGUUCAAACGAGUCAGAACCUGAGCCCCAACGUGUACAUCGACGAUUACGAUACAACCACUAGCAGCGGAAGUCCGGAAUAUGAUCGUAGCGAGAGCCCAGCGACGAGUCAUGGGAGUUUGAGCCGUAGUACGAGUAAUAGUGCGUUGCGUACGGUGGGAGGCGUGAAGAAGGCACCGCCACCGCCACCCAGCAGAGCCAAAAAGCCAGCGCCGCCUAUCCCUGCCAGGCGAGAGACCGGCUAUUGAGAUUUAGAUAUCACCGCACGGUACUUUAGCGCUAAGAGGUUAUUGGAGGCUUGUUGGCCUCGGGGCAUUGGAAAUCAAACGGGGCGGGCCAUGUGCGGCUUCACAGCUUGGUUGGGUUCAUAUAGCCGGGCGACCUUCUAUUUCGGCCGAAAAGGUAAUGGAAGUUCGAUCACACGGCGUUGGGUUCAUUGUUGUAUUAUAGAGACAGACGGAAUGGCCGGUGUGGAUGCGUAGGUGUGGCUGGUCUAAGCGUGUCGGCGCAGAAGCGAUUCACGGGCUGAAUUCCUUUCCAAUAUGCGUUGGUCCGAUGCUAGAAUCUCGCGGCUCAAGCCUGGGUUGCGGCGGGGAUCUUCUUAAUAGCUACGCCUUGCGCCCCUAGAAAUCGGAUCGUAGCGCGUAGCAUGGCAUCCACUUGGUCUCUAUUUUACACGUGCGCAACAACGCGCGAUACUGUGUGCGGUGUGAGAGUGUGACUAGUCCAGGUUGUAUUGACCCGUUGCAUAUCUAGAUCAGUUCUUAGGACGGGACAGAUCAUGAUCGGGAAGACUACGCUAUCCGCCUACGGCCUGGAUUCUACUUCCCGCAAGUUACUCUCGCUCACAUAAGUCUUCGCCAUAAAUGCAUCUAACGUUCUGUCCCAGGUCAUACCAAGCGUCAUGCCAGAAGCGCGAUGUGCUUGAGUUCGCUAUCGGGGG